GGGAGGUUCCCGCCCUCAGCGCGCAGCCAUGGGGCAGCUGUCGGCACGCUGCCUGCAGAGCCGCCUUAGGUAGCCGGAGCGCGGCGUGUGUGUGUGUGUGGCCAUGGCCGGCUGGUGGCGAAGGCUGAGGGGGCGCCUGGGCGGCGGCCUCGCCUGCUGCUGCCUGCUGCUGCUUUCUGCCUCGGCGCUGGCCUGGGCGGCCGAGGAGGAGGCGGCGGCGGCGCGCGCGCAGACCUUCCCUCAGCCGCUCUCCAACCUGGCGGCGAGCGCGCGGCGCUUGCUGGUGGCCAGCGGCAAUCGCUGGUACGAAGUGGAGCCCUCGCUGGCCUGGGCGAAGGAGCACCGCAGCAGCCCGGCGUUCGACUCGGGGACGACGGUCAACAAGCUCCUGCUGCCCUUCGGCGACGACCGCCUGCUCACCUGUUGGACGCAGCCGCAGGGCUCCUGCUACGAGGAGCGCCUCGGCGCCGACGCCAACGCCACCGUUUUCGGGCGAGAGGUGGUGACCUGCUUGCGGAAUGGCUCCGCCGCCGGGUGGAUCUACGCCCGCGGCUCCGAGUGGCGGCUGGUGGUGGCCACGUCUCGCCGACUGCACGAUUCCAGAGACUUGGAUCCAGAGUGCCUCGCAGAGGGCGACUCCAAAGUGGCCGUCGCUCUCCAAGAGCGCCAGAAGGCGGUCCCGGAGGACCACCGGCUGCUGGUGGACGACGGCUGCUACUUGCACUUCGCGGACGCGUUCCUGUGGAGCGGGCAGUUCUUCUUUCCUUAUUAUCACUACAGCCUCAGCAUGGAGCCCAAGAUGCUCGUGGCCAACCAGAUGCCGGCAAACCGGUUCUUCGGCCACGGCCAGGCCAUCUUGCGCUGCGGCGGCGGCGGCUUCACCCGGAGGAUCCUCUCUUCCAACUACGUCCAGGAGCGCGGGCUCUGGGUCGGCGUCUUCGGCUCGGCCGAGGGUCCGGCCACUCCGACCUCCACGGCCCUUUGCAUCUUCAACCUCAGCCAGGUGUCGAGCGUUUCGGAGGGAUGCGCCCUUGGCGAUUCGAACACGAUCUGCGCACACGAGCCUGCGGAGACAUGUAAGAAGAUAGCUUGGCCAAUCAACAAUGCAACUUUGCUGAGCCACUCUGAUUUGGUGUCAGUUUAUGCCACUGUGGUUUUGAACAAGAUUGUUUUGUUUUUGGGAACAAGAAAUGGACAGUUGCUGAAAGUUAUUCUUGAUGAAAACAUGAAAGCAAAUUGCCCAGACAUUUUAUAUGAAAUUGAAGAAGAAACACCAGUUUUUCACAAACUUGAACUUGACCCUGUGAAUAAAGAUUACAUCUAUCUACCAUCUGGUAACAAGAUCUGGAGAACAAAGGUUGCCAAUUGUAGCAAGUAUAUUUCCUGUAAAGAAUGUUUAACUGCCAUGGACCCCCACUGUGGAUGGUGUUAUUCAUAUAACAACUGCACUUUAAAAGGUGAAUGCCCAGUUUCAAAUAACAUAAUGAACUGGACAAGCAUUCCAUAUGGAACAGAUAAAUGCCUGAAAAUCUACACAUCUAAGCAUUACAGAGGUGAGAUUUCUGUAACUGCAGUUGGAAAUUCUGAAGGGCCAUUCACUUGCAAAGUUAUAGAUGUGAAUACCAAAAAAAUUCUUUGUGAGAAUGUGAAGGAAGACGUCAUGAACUGCUCUUGUCAUCUUAAGGCGGCUGAUCUAGUUGGAAAGGUUGCUCAAGUACUCCUCAUCUCUGGUUCACAGACUUUAUCAGAAAUAUUUAAAUAUGACUGCUCAUUAGAGAAAACAUGUUCAGAAUGUGUGUCUCGUGCUGGUUGCACCUGGUCUACUAGAGAGAACAAAUGUGUCUCCUCUACCAUGACUUGUACACAAAAGGUUGACUGUGAUUCAGUUACUACCAGUGCUUCAGAUGGGAAAGAUAUUUCACAGAGACCAGAGCCCAUGCACAUUACGUCCAUUGAACCAAUGUGGAUAUCAACAUUAGGCAGCAGUGAAGUACUAGUCAGAGGAGAAAACUUUUCAAAUGCAGAUGUUUUGAUGGAAAUGACUGGAACCAGUAGCUGCAAAUCAGAGGAAAUAUUUGUCACUAAAGUGUUAAAUCGCACACACAUGAAAUUCUGUUUACCACCAAGUCGCAAAGAAGCCAAGAGCAUAUGUAUAAAGAAAAUUGGCUUUCCGUGUUCACUCCCUGUGACACUGUCUUACGUCUCUCUCCCUGCAUGUACUGAAAUAUUUCCAAAUGUCACCUGGAAGAGUGGAGGUCGCAACAUGACUAUACGUGGGAGACAUCUAAAUGUCACAGAAAUGGUUUCUGUUUUAGAUGGAGGGGGACAAAACUUGGCAAAAUUUACAUGCCGCAGUGACAGAUCUGAGUGUAAUUUUACAACACCAGCUGUUAAUACUGAGAAAAGUAAUGUAAAAGUUGUUCUAAAAGUUGAAACGAAAAAUAUACCUUGCAUUGAAUUUGGAUAUGAACCUGACCCUGAAUUUAUUCACUAUGAACUGACAACUGAUAUGCAUCCUGCCUUGGAGUUAAAAAUACAUAAAAAAAAUGAUGGGUUAAAUAUUUCUAAACGUGAGAUUGCCGUUUUUAUGUCCUGCAUGGCUGCUGAGAAAUUGCUAAACAUAACUUUCACUGUUCAAAAUAUUUCGCAAACGGAAAGUCGCAGCACUAUUUACUGCAGAGCCCAACAGACAUCCAAUGACAAGAUCGAUACAUCCAGCGUGAAGGUUUAUGUCAAGCUGGGAAACUUUAAGCAAGAAGUUCCAAAAGAAGCACACAACUAUUCAUAUUUGACCCUUCUUUUGUUAAUCCCCAUAGUCAUUGCUGUUGCAAUUUUCGUGACCCAAAGAAAAUCCAAGCAGUUGAACCGUAAACUGAGUGAACACCUGGAGCUUUUGGAAUGUGAACUCCGCAAAGAAAUACGUGAAGGCUUCGUAGAGCUGCAGAUGGAAAAAUUGGAUGUGGUUGAUAGUUUUGGAACGAUCCCCUUCCUUGACUACAAACACUUUCUUAUUCGAAUUUCCUUCCCGGAGGCUGGAGGCACGUCGUUUAUCUUGAUUGAAGACUCCAGUGAACCCCUUAGCAGAAAUCCUGAGCAGAAGGAUGAAAGCAUUACAGCAUUGUACGCCUUAAUUUGUAACAAGCAUUUUCUUGUUACUCUGAUUCAUACGCUUGAAAAACAGAAAACCUUCUCUGUAAAAGACAGAUGCUUGUUUGCAUCAUUCUUGACGAUCGCACUACAAACAAACCUAGUCUACUUAACCCAUAUUCUAGAGGUCUUGACAAGGGAUUUGAUGGAACAGUCUAGCAAUAUACAACCGAAGCUGCUGCUAAGGCGUACAGAGUCGGUGGUAGAAAAACUGCUGACAAACUGGAUGUCUGUUUGCCUCUCUGGUUUUCUUCGGGAGACAUUUGGGGAUCCAUUCUAUAUGCUUGUGACAACCCUAAAUCAAAGGAUAAACAGAGGCCCUGUGGAUGUAAUAACCUGCAAGGCCUUGAACACACUAAAUGAAGACUGGUUACUGUGGCAAGUAACUGAAUUCAAUACAGUGGAAUUAAAUGUUGUCUUUGAAAAUAUCCCACAAAGUGAGUGUGAAGGCACUUUUCAGACAAUUCAAGUUAAUGUCCUGGAUUGUGACACCAUAGGGCAAGCCAAAGAGAAGAUCUUGCAAGCCUUUCUGAACAAGAAUGGCUCUCUUUAUGAUCUUCAGCUCAACGAAAUGGCCUUGGCUCUUCAGUCAGGUGCACAAACAACCGAACUUUUGGACAUAGAUAGUUCCUCUGAGAUUCUGGAAAAUGGAAUUACCAAGCUGAACACCAUACGACAUUAUGCGAUUUCAGAUGGAGCAACUAUUAAAAUCUUUAAGAAAAAACCGGAUCUAUCAGCAUGUUUCUCAGAUGGGGAAUACCCAAACGACUAUUGCCAUCUGAUAUUACCAGAUUCCGAAGCAGCCAAAGAUACACAGGGUGCAAAACACAAAGGAAAACAAAAAUUUAAAGUGAAGGAAAUGUAUCUUACUAAACUUCUUUCUACAAAGGUUGCGAUUCACUCAGUUGUUGAAGAGCUGUUUAGGAGCAUUUGGACUUUACCAAACAAUAAAGCCCCAGUUGCUGUCAAGUAUUUUUUUGACUUCUUGGAUGCUCAGGCUGAAAAUAAGAAAAUUACAGACCCUGAUGUGGUCCAUAUAUGGAAAACUAACAGUCUUCCUCUUCGCUUCUGGGUGAAUAUACUGAAGAACCCUCAAUUUGUCUUUGAUAUUAAAAAGACUCCACAUCUUGAUGGCUGUUUGUCAGUAAUUGCACAAGCGUUUAUGGAUGCCUUUUCUCUAUCAGAGCAACAACUGGGAAAGGAAGCACCAACAAACAAACUUCUCUACGCGAAAGAUAUUCCACUUUACAAAGAAGAGGUUAAAGCUUUCUAUAAAGCAAUUAGGGAUUUACCUUCAUUGUCCACUUCGGAGCUAGAAGAAUUUUUAACUCAGGAAUCUAAGAAACAUGAAAAUGAAUUUAAUGAGUCUGCAGCCUUGACUAAAAUUUACCACUACAUAGCAAGAUAUUACGAUGAUAUACUGAAUAAAUUGGAGAAAGAACGAGGGCUGGAAGAAGCACAGAAGCAGCUGCUGUAUAUAAAAGCCUUAGCUGACGAAAAGAAAAAAUGCAAGUGGAUUUCAGAUGAAUCAACUGCUCCUUUACUAAGCUAGUAUGAACUUUAAAAACUGCUACUGCAUUCAAAGCAUCAAGUUCUCCUCAAGCAUUAGUAGUCUACAGCAACUGUAAGUCCAGAUGGGAAUGAGCAUCGCUAGCUGCACCGAAGACCGCAUCUCAGAGAAGUCUGGAUAAACAUUACAUUGUUGAUGUAAAUAUGCAGCCAUGCGCAUAGGACUGGAAGCUUGCUGCCAUGUGCAGAUUUCCCUUGCCAGAUCAAAGCCACUAUGGGAAGCAAGAUGCUGCACUCAAUAGACCUUCGGUCUGAUGCACCAGGGAGAAUCUUACAUUAAGUAAUUUUGGCAAUGUUUUAACCACUUUUGAUGUGGGGGUUUUUGUUGUUUUUUUCAACUUUUUUUAAAAAAGGCCCUGAGCCACAAAUCUAUAAAAACAACCUGCUUGCAUUUCAUUUUCAGCACAGUGCUCCAAAGGCCCACUUGCCAAAAUGAUUUCCUUACCUCAUUUAACUGAGACAGCCUCCUUCUCUAAGUUCCACAUGAGCACAAACAUGCAGUAUGUUCCAGAUGCUUGGGUGCGGCAGCCUUAAGAAGCAUAACCACUGGAUCUAGGAGGCCCAGCCUGCUGAAGUCAUUUGCAGCCUUCCAAGAAAAUAGUUUGUAACCGACGUGGAAUGAUAUGGGACACUUUACAUACCUUCUUGUGGAGAAGCAUGCAGAAUGGAUUGGCUGGCUCACAUCCCACUGGAAUUUUCAAUUGCUAUAGCUGUGUCCAGCAUUAUGUAUGUUCUAAACAUUUCUUCCCCCUGCAUAGACAAUAGAUAAGUUUCAAAACAAACUCAGGGACCACUAAGUAUUAAGGUAUUUUUAAUUGACUCUUCUGAGGCAGAAAAGGGUGCUCUUGAUUUUUUUUGUACCUGCAGUUGUUUAUAUUUUUUUUAAUGGUAAAUGGAAGGAUUAUAAAAAUAAAUUCUACAUAGCUUUGCAAGUACAUGCAUCACGUUUUCCAGCUGGGGUAGCUACAGUAGUACACACAAGCUUUCAUGGCCCACCGUCCAUUUUAGCAGAAGCAUGAAGUGUUAUGCCGAGUUGGCAGGUUAGAAAUGCUAGAAGUGCAGACUGUGACAAUCAAUGAAAUUAAUACAACUAUCUUGGCAUUGGGAAGCAAAUUAGCAGGUCACUUCUGCAGGCAAUACAAAUGAAUGGGAAGAGUCACAAACAGUGGUCAACACUAUAGGAUAGUUGUCUUACCAGGAACAAUGCAGGUAUUUUUUCAUGACGGAACUGCUUUGUAAAGUGCACCUCUGAUAUUAACCUCUACCUUAGCUUAUGAAACUCAUGUAGGUGUCAAGCUGUGUUGUUGCUUGUAGAACCUUUGAUUGGCUUGAUAACCGUAGUAUCUUGCAUCAGUCAGAGGAACUAAAUAGUGAAAUGAAAUGAAGUAUUUGUGACAAUCUGCAGAUGAAAGCAUAUUAUAACACUUAUUGUAAACUGCGUAAAACAAUCAAAACUUAUUUUCAGACGUAUGCAGGUAAAUAUUUCAUCUGAUCAUGAUACAUCUAAUAACUCCUCUUCUAUGAAAAUGACGUUUGUAUAAAAUGCAUUGAUGAAAAAUACAUUGGAUAUUUACAUGAGAUGUUUAUUUCAAAUACAAAGUAUUUGUUGUUUACUUU
Podarcis muralis (Common wall lizard) is the source of this 6333-nucleotide messenger RNA. It is a transcript of the gene PLXNC1, whose product is annotated as plexin C1. Gene Ontology annotation, biological process: regulation of cell migration; regulation of GTPase activity; semaphorin-plexin signaling pathway. Gene Ontology annotation, molecular function: semaphorin receptor activity; protein binding. Gene Ontology annotation, cellular component: semaphorin receptor complex; plasma membrane. NCBI's taxonomy places the organism in Eukaryota, Metazoa, Chordata, Lepidosauria, Squamata, Lacertidae. The record is from RefSeq and is a predicted model, not a curated record.